Messenger RNA from Anopheles bellator, 1531 nucleotides. RefSeq lists its product as uncharacterized. The transcript is spliced from 3 exons. NCBI's taxonomy places the organism in Eukaryota, Metazoa, Arthropoda, Insecta, Diptera, Culicidae. Gene Ontology annotation, cellular component: cytoplasm. Gene Ontology annotation, biological process: DNA catabolic process. Bases 105 to 1340 code for a protein of 411 amino acids. The record is from RefSeq and is a predicted model, not a curated record. Gene Ontology annotation, molecular function: 3'-5'-DNA exonuclease activity; nucleic acid binding.
CAAAACCAAAAAGGGCCACCAAAUUAUUAAGAUUUUUCUGCCAAAGGAUACGGAGUCGCACCGCGCUAGCUGCUGGGUACGAGAAACACAUCAAACCGUCAUAAAUGAAGCGUCACCAAAAAAAGAACUAUGGUGGCGUCGCAAACCUGUGCGGAACAGGGAUGACUAACGUUAAAACGUUUGUCUUCUUGGACCUCGAAACGACCGGCCUUCCAUGGAAUGAGUUCAACAGAACCACAAUAACCGAAUUGUCCAUGGUUGCGUGUGGCAAACAGCAUCUUCUGGACACGAUCAGCUGCCUUCCACGGGUACUGCACAAGCUAUCGCUCUGCUUCAAUCCAUCUCGAAGGAUUUCACAUGGGUCAUCGCUUAAAACGGGUUUGUACAACGAUUUGCUUCAGUAUGAGGGGAAGUUCGAUUCGGGUGCCGGUGAAAUGGUGAAACUAUUCCUGGAGCGCUUGCAAAAACCGAUAUGCUUUGUGGCACACAACGGAUACAGGUUUGACUUUAUUCUACUCAAGAAGCAGCUAGCGAGCCUCGAUGUGCAGUUGGACGGGCCAUUCGUUUGCAUCGACACACUUCCUGCCUUCCGAGCGAUAGAGGCGGACUUCGAACGGUCAUUCAUUGACAAUAACGAAGGUUUGGACAGUGAGCUUAUGGAGCUUGAGUAUGAAACGAUUUGCGUCAUGGAAAAACUUGAGCGUGAGUCAAGCGAGGAGUCUUCUUCGCCCACUCAAUUGACAGUUUUAGAUGAGCAAAUUGAAAAGAACUACAAACAAGCGCUACAUUCCUAUUUAAAUUUGACUCCCGAAGAGUUGCCUAACAGCAGUUUGGUUGAAGCCAACUGUCCUGCUUCACAGCUGGGCAGCACGGCCAUCAAACAGGAAGAUAAUGCUUUCAGUGCUUUGGAAUGCCUGGUUGGAGAGGAUGGUUCGACCGAUUACCAAAAGCGGAACGAAACUACCCCUAGUAAUAGACACACAAAAUCAAGAAACGCUCCUGCGAAAGAACAAUCUUUCAAUGAAUCGGAAAAGCAAUCUUCGCUGUCAACUGCAAAAGUACGGGCGGCACGUAAGCGGCUGUUCAAUGGACCGAAUCAAAAUUCACAAAACGGAUCUGUAAUCUGCGGUACUUGGCUGAAUAGUGGCAAACCGACUCGAAGGGGGUACUCUUUGUCGGAAAUAUACAAGCGCACCAUGGGUAAGGAGUUAAUAUCGGCACAUCAAGCAGAGAGUGAUGUUUUGGCCAUGAUCGAGUGUGUGAUCGUUCACGCCGAUCGAUUCGUGCAGUACGCGGAAGCGAACUGUGUUCCGUACGAAAACAUCAAGGAAAAUUUUUGAUUGUAAGCGACUGCAUAAGGCGACAAUUUUAAUUGUGUACAGUAUCCGAAGAACAUCGCAAAAGUCCAUCAUAUGUCCAGCGCAUAUACUAUUCGUUUAUAAUGCAGAACACAUCAGCUCGUUCCAUAGUUUCCCAAUAUCAAGCCACGCGAUGACUUUACAUCAUGAAAUGUAAAACUAUUUGCAUCGGA